Messenger RNA from Cetraspora pellucida, 2376 nucleotides. NCBI's taxonomy places the organism in Eukaryota, Fungi, Glomeromycota, Glomeromycetes, Diversisporales, Gigasporaceae. The record is from the annotation of a GenBank genome assembly.
AUGGCUUUAGCAAAUGCAUCUUUCUCAGAAAUUUUGGAUGACUUAUCAAGUCGAUUCAUAAUAAAUGUUCCAGAGGAAGAAUUGGCUUCAGUGGAGCGCAUAUGUUUUCAAAUUGAACAGGCUCAUUGGUUUUAUGAAGAUUUUGUCAGAGAACAAAACCCAACGUUUGCCGAUUUUAUGCAAUAUAAAAUUCGGGUUCCUGUGUGUGGUGCCAUUAUGUUGAAUGAUACAAUGGACCAGUGUGUAUUGGUAAAAGGGUGGUCAUCUCGUUCUGGAUGGGGAUUUCCUAAGGGAAAAAUUAAUAAAGAUGAGCUGGAUUCUACUUGCGCAGCUCGUGAGGUUCUGGAAGAGACCGGAUAUGAUAUAUCCCCAUUAAUUAGGGAACAAGACUACAUAGAACUAACUAUUCGCGAACAACGAAUAAGACUAUACAUUGUUGUUGGUGUUCCUGAAGAUACUGAAUUUUGUCCAAAAACACGAAAAGAGAUUAGUAAAGUAGAAUGGCAUAAAGUAUCUGACUUACCAACAUGGAUUAGGAGUAGAGACAAGGAUACUCCUUAUCAUUGUGGAGGUGGUUGUGUAAAAUAUGGGAGCAGUAGAUUUUACAUGGUCGUUCCUUUUGUUAGUAAACUUCGACAUUGGCUAAAAUCACAAAGAAAAAUGGUACGCAAAAGAAUAACUGAUGAAUCACAACAAGAGGAAUCUUCUGAAGUUGUGGUAUUUAAUGGUCAUGGUACAGACUCUGGACCAAAAGAAACAUCUCCAGAAACCUCUGUACCAGGUACAGAAAGCGAAGGUAGUCCUCAUGAACAAUCACCAACGUUCAGUGGGAAAUUACACGAAACAUCUUCAAAUAUACAUGGCACGUCUCAAACAAUUAUGCGAUCAAUGUUUAGUCUAGAUACCCCUAUAUCCACACAAAUAUCCACGUUUUCCACCUCACUUCCCCAAGAACUACAACAACUUAAUGCUCCUGAUGCGGGAUUAAAUUUUGAGUAUAAUCAAAUGCCAGCAUCUGAAUUCAUACAAUCUCAUUCAUAUUUCUCAACCUCACUUCCUCUUGGCCAAUCACCUUCUGAAUCAUAUAUCGCGAAUGGUUUAAAUUUUCAUCAAUCGACAUCUAGUAAAAUUCAAUCCUCCAGUUUAUCAAACUUGGAAGGUGCGAAGUUACAUAUGCCUAGAAGAAAAUCAUCAAUCGGUUCUAUAUACUCUAAUUCUCAUUCACAUAACCACACGACUAAUAGUAGUGACAUAACAGCUCCUGUCCCGAUAAAUGCCAACUCCAAUGCUGCCAUCGCUGCAUUGGAUCCGGAACAAAAACUUCGUCGAAAUUCAUUAUUGAGUUUAUUUACUGCUUCAACUUCAACUAAACAAUGUGAUGCAACAACUCCUAUAUCAUCUGUAGCAGUAGGUCAUGAUGAUCAACAUAGAAAUUCGUUGCUAAGCGUUCUUCAAUCUGAACUACCUUCAACUUCCAAUCAAAUUUACCCGAAUCCCACCUCUAUACCGUGCGAUGACAUCACUCAGCCUCAAACGCAACAAUCAUUAUUACAUUUUCUACCUAGUUCAUAUGAUCAAGUUAACACAGACGCUAUGCCGAAUGCUAAUGUACAUACCAAUACCAUGUUCAGUAUGUUUCAGCAUUCUACUGCUCAAAGGAACCAGAAAGGCAUGACAUCACAUUCUAGCACAAUUCCCGAUUCAAAUUAUUUAGGAAAUCGUCGAGAUUCCGCAUUCAGUAGACAUUCGAGUCAAGGCAUUGCCACUCCUAAAUUGUCGACUAAUGUCGGUCCUAUUGGUCAAGGAAGACCUUCGAACAAUAAUGAAAACAACAAUCCCGAAAUCCAUGAAGUUGCACGGAAAAUGUCAUUAUUGGGUUUAUUUUCUACGGUUUACUCGUCAAAUUCCGAUAAGAACACUCCAAAUACAUGUCUCACAACUUCCGAAAGUCCAAUAAAACCACAAAAUACUUUUUUUUCCUCUUCCACUAUGAACUCACAACUGGGCAUACCAGGUACUCCUAGUUCGCUAAGGGUAAAUAAAGAGUCAUUGUUACGUCUAAUAACGGCUUCUCCUCCGCCGCAAGGCGCUCCUUUAUCUCCUAAAGUAUUUGACGCAGAAAUUCAAGCUCAAGAAAGAGCACUGCUGAAUCUUUUAAAGUCGUCAAAUCCCUCGAAUAAUGGUGUUGUGAAUGAAAAUGGUUCACCGGAUCUUCGGGUUCGUCACGAACUUCUUGAUAGAAUUCAUGCAUUUAUCCCUCCAGGCGGUACGAAUCUAAAGGAUGGAAUUAAUUCACAUGCUCUACGCCCUGGCAAUAGUGAUAACCCCAUGGUCAAUUUCAAAUUUGACGUAGAAAAGAUUGUUGCGGCGUUAUGA